Molecule: messenger RNA, 2111 nt
Organism: Brassica rapa (field mustard)
Lineage: Eukaryota; Viridiplantae; Streptophyta; Magnoliopsida; Brassicales; Brassicaceae
Product: protein LNK2
Biological process (GO): circadian rhythm; regulation of DNA-templated transcription
Source: RefSeq, a predicted model, not a curated record
UAUCUUAAAUUAUACAUAAUCUUAAUAAAAUAUACUUAUGUAUUUAAGACAACAACCAACCUAAAACGCAAAUAAGAAAAUUAAUCAAAAACUAAUAUAUUUACAAGAAAUAAAUAUUAUAGUUGAAUUCAAAUAAAUAGACAGAAUUCAAUAUGUCCAAAUAACAACUAAAUUGACUGUAAAAACAACAAAACUAAUUAGAUAAAUAUUUAAUUAAAGUAAUAUGAUAUAAUUAAUAUAAAUUAUGCAUACAAAUUAUAAAUUAAUUUAAAAUUAAAAAUAAAUAUCAAUUAAUUAUUACAUUAUAUUUAUUUUAUAAAUAUUUAUGUCCGUACAUGAGUUUGGAAAAAUCACCUAGUCAUAUUGUGAAACAAGAACAAAGAUGAUAUAUAUAAUGUAUUGUUUUUUUCAUUUUUUCCAAAACGGCAAAAAUUAAAUAGACUUGGGUGCUGACGGAAAAAAAAAAUAAAUAGACUUGAGCAAUGAAAGUCAAGGUGCUGUGACUCUCUCCCAGCCACAAGUUUAGAUACGCCAUCUUGUCUGACGUGGCAUCCUAACGACGUCCAUUCUCUCUCCGCCACUCUUUCGGCACGUGAUAGCUCCUAAAAUGGGUCCCACUCUUGCCCAAACCUCAGUCUUCUCAACGGUAACUUAUUUGCUCCCAUGAUCCCAUCUUGAAAACAAGCAUGAAGCUUUCUGAAUUAAAUAAAGGUUUGAUUUUUACGGUUUAGUUUAAAUUUAUUGAUAUUUUCAUCGGUUUUUUUUUUCACUCCUGAGGGCUACGUUAAGCGACUUGUUAAUCUAUUUUUCUUUCUGGUUUUUUUUUUUUUAGUUGGUGAUGUGUGGAGCAAUCAGGGAGCGUGAUUUGAGGUCGGUGACUCCAUCAUAUUUCUCGAGUCAUGUUUCAUCGGGACGACGAAGAGGUUACUAAUUUGAUAUGGGGUGAUGACAUUGACGGUGAGACAGGCGACCAUGUUGUGCCUUUUAAAUCAAGAAGUGAGCAACUUAAGAGGAAGGAACGGAGUGAAGAGUCUAAGCCGGCUGAGCAAAAGAUAACUGGGACUAAAAAUGACCUUCAUGAUAGUUAUCCGGGAAGCAGUUCAGGCUAUAUUGUUGGUGAAGGCUCAUGGUUUGACUUAUCGCUGUCUAAUGCCAGAGAAGCUGGUCCAGAUUCGAGUGCGGCUGAACUUUCUAAAUGCUUAGCUGAGCCAUCAAGAUAUAAUUCAAAGAGAGGUGAGAAAACGUCUGAGCUUGGGAAAGGUCAUGAUGUUUUUCAUAGCACUGACGAGAGUAAAGAGCAAGGUGAUUUUAAAGAAUAGGGCUGGGCUAACACUGGUAGCUUUGAUGAUCUCCAUCGAAUGUUCAGUAAUGAUGUCCCUAUAUUUGGCGAUGGCAGUAUAGAUGAGUUAUGGUCUUCUUCUAAAGAUGUAUCCAAUAAACCAUCAAAACCAUUACCACCAUUUCCAUUGACUGGAAACGCCAAUGGUCCCUCAUGCCAAAGUGUGCCAAGUGUACGAGUAACCCCAAAAUCUAAGAAGUGUCAUGAGCAUAAGGGUCAAACCUCACUUGAAGUAUCAUACAUGGCUACUUCUGGUUUUGGCUACAACCCUGCUACUGCUACCUCUGUAAACAUGGUAACAGAUGCCUCUGCAAUUGGUACAGCCCACAGUAAUAAGACUAGCCAGGAUAACCAGCAAGUUAUUCUUGAAGAAAAAUCCAGAUAUAGCACACGAGAGAGUUGCAUAAACACGCAGAAAUCAAAACAGGAAGAUAUACAUGCAGGUCCACUUGCUUUAGGGAAUGCAUCAAACUCUGGAUCCAGUAGUAGUGUUGGUGAGGGGCUUGUUGAAACGUCCCAAGGAAACAAAAGAAGGUUGUGAAGUUAUAUACAUUGAUAGAGUUCAAAUAUUUAUUUAUUGGUAACUAAUACUCAGGUGCUGCGUUUGUCUCACAACAUCGCUCUGCAUCUCUUGGAACAAUAUCCUCUUAACUCCUUUCAUAUGAAGCUCGUAUUGUUGAAGUUAGAUUUUUUUUUUUCUACUUGUUGAGAACCGCUUUGUAAUUACUCGUACCUCACUACAUUUCGAAUAAACUUUUGUUUGUUUGCUCUA